CUCAACCGCCACUGCGCAAUUCUCCAUCUCUCACCCAGAAAGAUACGUCAAAUCAUCACAGUUUACUACCAACCUUACCAAUCUCCGCUUAUCACACUAUCCUACCGCAAAAAUGGUUGCUUACGAAGGGCCUUAUGAGGGAAAUGGAAUGUUCAAGUCUUUCACAAAGACUUGGCAUGCCGAGCCGUAUCCCGCCAUCUCUCCUACUCGGCCCGAGCUGAGCGCGGCUGGCAAAGUGGUCUUCGUUACAGGUGGCGGUAGCGGUAUUGGCAAAGCUACAGCCAUUGCCUUCGCGCAGGCUGGUGCUAAGGCCGUUGCUAUCUUCGGACGUCGCGUUGCAGUCUUGGAGGAGGCUGCUAAGGAAAUCAGCAAGGCCAACCCAUCGACGACUGUAAUCACUGAGAGCGCUGAUAUCAGUCAGCGAAAGUCGUUGGAGACGGCAUUUGCUAGUGCCAUCAGCAAAGCUGGGGGCGGCAAGGUCGAUGUUUUUGUCAGCAACGCCGGCUCCCUUAAGCCUCUAGACACAGUUGUCGCAUACGACGAGGGGAAUCUGCGGGCCAGUAUUGAUGAGAACUUGCUGGGCUCGUACUAUGUGAUCCAGACGAUAGCGCCCUCUUUGGCCCCCAAGGCAAAGAUCUUGAACGUCAGCUCCGGCAUUGGUCACAUCAACCCCCUUCCCGGCCUCUGGGUGUACGCAUCGCUCAAGAUCGCCCUCAUCAAGAUGUUUGAUGCCUUCCAGGCCGAGAACCCAGAACUCAGCGUUUUCAACAUCCAGCCUGGAGUGGUUUCAACUGAUCUCAACAAAGUUUCCAUGUUCCCGGGUCAAGACGACGUGAACCUCCCUGGCCAAUUCCACGUUUGGCUUGCUUCGCCCGAAGCCGAGUUCCUCAAGGGGAAGUUUGUAUGGGCCAACUGGGAUGUCGAGGAAAUGAAGACUCACGCAAAAGAGCUCGAAGAGUCCAUGCUCUUGAGGGUAUAUCUCGAUGGCAUUCCCAUGUAAAGAGGCUCCAGCUUGCAGGAAGUUUAUCGUUGAGUUGUAGCACGCGCACAAAGCCGGUGUCUAGAAGUUGUAUCCCAGAUUUUGUAGUAGAACAGCCGUAGAAAACACGUCGGGCUUAUCAACGUUCCUAAUGAUUGUGAGACUUGCUGCCGUUCUAUCGUGUUACCAUGAUUCUUCGAGUAUCCUCCGCGGAUUGUUUCAACGCAGUCCGUCCAGGGAUCGAGACUUUGACGAUUGAGUUUUUGUUAGAAAGUUUCGCAUGACAACUCCAUGAGGGAAGUAGUUACCUUCAUGUAGAUAAGCCCUAAGUAGCUCGAUCGCAAAUUCCAGUUUGACUGUAAUGAUCUCUCUGAUUGAUUGCGUAUUUGACGCACGCGACGUCCCAAUGAACCAGUGGAGAGGAUUUGAAAUAUGUGAUGUUGAGGUGGAAGAACCAUGGUACGCUCGGACUAGAUAGAAACUAUCACCAGGCUUAGUAAGCGCACGUAAUAGAAUAUAUAC
Molecule: messenger RNA, 1501 nt
Organism: Periconia digitata
Lineage: Eukaryota; Fungi; Ascomycota; Dothideomycetes; Pleosporales; Periconiaceae
Source: the annotation of a GenBank genome assembly